Messenger RNA from Fusarium subglutinans, 1221 nucleotides. Its product is annotated as arabinosidase. Lineage: Eukaryota; Fungi; Ascomycota; Sordariomycetes; Hypocreales; Nectriaceae. The record is from RefSeq and is a predicted model, not a curated record. The coding region runs from base 1 to 1221 and encodes 406 amino acids. The transcript has 2 exons.
AUGGCGGCCAGCAUUGGGAACGAACCGCUUAAUUGGGUAGCUGUGAGUGACGGAGAAGCAGUCCUUACGUCUCAAUUCGGCAUACACGGACUGCGAGAUCCGUCCAUAGUACGCUCUCCUGAAGGAGAUAAGUUCUAUCUCGUCGCCACAGACCUCAACGUUGAUGGAGCCUAUUACGGUUGGCAGGGUUGGGACUGGGCUCAGAGUGGAGCAAGCCGAUAUAUUGAGAUUUGGGAGUCAGACGAUAUGAGCUCUUGGUCUAAACAGAGGCAUGUUCUUGUCGCUCCUCCUGAGGCCGGCAUGGCUUACGCCCCUGAAGCCAUCUGGGAUCCUGAAAUUGAAGCAUACGUGGUGUACUGGACCUCGUCUCUGUAUGAGCCCGGGACUUACUUCACAACCAACAUGUCAGAUCCUCGGCGAAGGCAUCCGUCGACUCGAAACCAAACCCUCUACGCUACUACCCGCAACUUUGUGUCGUUCACUCACGCCGGCAAAAGUUAUGAGUGGUCGAGCGAGUCGGACGGCUGCUAUCAUCGCUUCGUGUGUGACCGAGUCUCUACCAGAGUCGACGUAGAGAGUUAUGCGCAUUGCGGUUCGGAGGGCGUGUACCAGGAAAAGGCCUCGUCAAUCCUGGCAGCCGAGAGUGACUGGACACUCGUGGCCAGCGGCAUUACUUACAACACCAUGGGCACAACUUAUGCAGAAGCGCCACUCGCCUUCAAGGCCAACCCAGGUGAUCGACGGGCUCCCGGGUACUAUCUUUUCUGCGAUCAGAUUUGGAGUGGUGCACCAGCAGGAAAGCAUAUGGAGGAGCAGCUACACCCUUACUGGACUAGGAAUCUUAAUUCGGGCAGCUGGACGCCAACCGAAUGGGACCAAAAACCAAACUACAGGUAUGCUCAGGGGGUGAUGCGACAUGGCUGUAUCUUUGGUCUCACAUCAGCUGAACACGCCAAUUUACGCGGCGCAAUGUUACUGCGCAUUUAUAUCCAGCCGCCGGCUAAGAGAAACUACGGCGUGGGAGAGCAGCUGGACCUGACAGGUCUUAGAGUGUCUGCAUUGUAUUCAGAUGGAGUUGAGGAUCAGGAGGUUUACCCCGGGUAUGGGGGCUACGCUGUAUCCGGCUUUGUAUCAGACACUGCCGGAGUAAAAAGGGUGCUAGUCUCGUAUAAUGUAGCAGACAUCACCAAGACGGCUCGUUUUGAGGUGGAGGUAGUGUAG